Fundulus heteroclitus (mummichog) is the source of this 1739-nucleotide messenger RNA. RefSeq names its product hydroxycarboxylic acid receptor 2. Gene Ontology annotation, molecular function: G protein-coupled receptor activity. Bases 1 to 954 code for a protein of 317 amino acids. Lineage: Eukaryota; Metazoa; Chordata; Actinopteri; Cyprinodontiformes; Fundulidae. Gene Ontology annotation, biological process: G protein-coupled receptor signaling pathway. The record is from RefSeq and is a predicted model, not a curated record. Gene Ontology annotation, cellular component: membrane. The transcript has a single exon.
AUGCGGUGCAACUUCAGUGGAGCCGUGCUGAUCCGAGCGCUCCCUCCUCUCCUUGUAACAGAGUUCAUUCUGGGUCUGGUAGGAAACGGUUUGGCUCUGUUCAUCUUCUGCUUCCACCUGAGGCCCUGGAAAAGCAGCACGGUGCUGCUCUUCAACCUGGCAGUGAGCGACUUCAUGCUCAUCCUGGCUCUGCCCCUCCGGGCCAACUAUUACCUCUCAGAAAUCAAAUGGAUGUUCGGUGAGAAACUCUGUAACAUCUGCCUCUUCAUGCUGGCGAUGAACCGCAGCGGGAGCACCUUCUUCUUGAUGGCCAUCGCCGUAGACAGGUACAUGCGUGUGGUGCAUCCCCACCAUCCUCUGAACUCUCUGAGCGCUGGCAAGGCCAUGCUGGGAGCGAUCGUGCUGUGGCUGGUCCCCAUUACGAUGACCGCCCACGUCUUCUCUCUGCAACACAUAAACACAACCUACUGCGAGAGCUUUAUGGUGGACACAGAGUCCAGAGGAAACCUGUCCUGGCAUAAAUUCACCUUUCUCUUCUCGUUCUACAUGCCCCUGCUGGUGAUUCUCUACUGCACCUUCCACAUCAUCAGCCACCUGAGGAAGAGACAGCUGGCCCACCAGGCCAAGUUCAAGAAGGCUCUGUACUUCAUCGUGGUGGUGGUGGUGUUGUUCAUAAUCUGCUUCCUCCCCAGCAACAUCACUCUGCUGGCCAUGUGGAUCAAGAUGCUGAAAGGAUUCAGUUGUAGUGAUAUUGAACAUCUAACCACAGGGUUUUACAUCACCAUCAGUUUGACUUAUCUCAACAGUGUGCUGGACCCCGUGGUCUACUAUUUCUCCAGCCCGGCUUUUAAGAACAUCUGCAGGAAGACUCUGCAUCUGCCACAGGCAGAGACUGGUGAAAGCACAGACAGGAAAACACGUGAUACGGGAUCCCAUUCGCUCAGCCAGCUGUGACCGAAAAACUCGGAUCUGCAGAUUCAGAGCUAAAACUCGGUUAGAGAGGAGUCAAGUUUCCCUAUUUAGCAUCACGUUUGAGUUACGGCAAAUAAGAUGCUAUCUUUACUUCCCUUAUAGCUAUUGAAAAUAUGUAAUUUGCACUUUCCUAGCACAAGCAUGUCUCGGCAUGUUUAUAUAUAACUUACCAUGAAUGCACUUUUUAUGCUGUUUCUUUUGCUAAGCAUUUAAUAUGAAAAUGGUGCACUUUUUAUUCAGUUUCAUUGAGUACAUUGCUUUAAUGAGACCUAUUGCUUCUGUUAUGAAAAUAUAUGAUAAGUUGUUGUCUUAAUCAGGCAUUUUUAUGAAAAACACAAGUGUUACCUUUUAAUCCCUAAACUGUGUCUUGGAGUUUACAGAAGGUGGGUUUUUUGCAAGAUUCACUCGAAAGCAAUUAAAUUCUUUCAAACUCUGGAAGGACAACAGGCACAGCUCACAGGGUGUUUGCUUUUAAGGUCUGAAAGCUAUUUUAUGGUUCUUGAGGUCAUCUGGGUGGACCCCUGAUAGGACAUUUGGGUGCUAAAUCAGCCUUACUUCACGAAGACCCUUGGGAGAACAGUCUCCUUUGUUUCGGAGCAGAUAGAAACUGGAGCCUCAAUGUCUGGGCUCUCACACCCCCAAACUAAUUGGGAGGGGGUGCUUAGUCUAUUAAAACAUGUGAUUGGGGGUAUGAGUGCAGACAAAUCGCUUGCAGCAAUAUUGUGUAGGAUGUCGAGUAAAUACAGUAAAUAUGCAUAAGUGUUUGU